Molecule: messenger RNA, 4704 nt
Organism: Hemiscyllium ocellatum (epaulette shark)
Lineage: Eukaryota; Metazoa; Chordata; Chondrichthyes; Orectolobiformes; Hemiscylliidae
Product: nuclear receptor subfamily 4 group A member 1-like
Exons: 7
Coding region: 237-1982 (581 amino acids)
Biological process (GO): cellular response to corticotropin-releasing hormone stimulus; regulation of transcription by RNA polymerase II
Cellular component (GO): transcription regulator complex; nucleus
Molecular function (GO): zinc ion binding; RNA polymerase II cis-regulatory region sequence-specific DNA binding; nuclear glucocorticoid receptor binding
Source: RefSeq, a predicted model, not a curated record
UGACAAGAGUAAUUCCCAGAAGCCGGGGAGGGAGGCUGCAGAAAGGGACUUAGGCUCUUCAGCAACUCAGGCAGGUGCUUCCAACCUGCUCCUUUGGCUGGGCAAGCGAAACCAUCAGCUGGGAGUUUGUUUUUAUUCCCCUCUUUGUUUUCCAAAUCUAUUUCUAUGCAUCGUUUUUGAUCUGGAUUUUUUUUUAACAAAGCAAAAGAUAUACCACACGUUUUUAACCAUCAGAGAUGCCUUGUCUUCAGGCACAGUAUGGGACCUUGCCACAAAGUGGAGGACCAUAUGAGGAUUACAGUUCUGAUUUCUUGACUCCUGAGUUUGUAAAGCUUGGAAUGGACCUCGGCACCACGGAGAUCACUGCCACCACCUCUCUUCCCAGCUUCAACACGUUCAUUGACAGCAACAAUGGGGACUUUGAUGCCUACUUGUACCAACUGAUGCUUACCAACCAGCAGUCUCCAUUUAAAGUGGAAGACGUUCAGAUGUUUGGCUGUUACCCAGCCUCAAUCAACAUGCAUUUGGAAGAGGUGCUACCUCAGUGUGGAUCUUCUCAAUAUUACAAUGGAUCUUGUUCCAUCCCCUCACCUUCAACCCCCACUUUUCAAAUGCAGCAAGUAUCCAUAUGGGAUGAUUCUUUUCCUCAUCACUCACUGCAAUAUGGUGAGGUGGAUCAUUUGUUAGAUCAACAAAAAAAUGUGUCCCAACUUUCAUUCUUUUCUUUUAAGCAGGUACCUUCAGAGUCUCCUGUGCCACAAUGCCACAUGAGGCUCGAUGCGAGUUCCCAUGGAGCUAACCCUGUCCACCAGCUUGUUGAUACCAUGUCUUAUGAUGCCACCAACCAAGCCUCCAUGAAUUUUCCUACUCUCCCCAUGGACCGUGGACCACGGCUCUUGGAUAGUCCCAUUGUUAUAGACAAUCCCAUCCACUCUCCACCGGUUCGUAACCCCCCUUCCAAUGAGGGCCAGUGCGCGGUGUGUGGAGAUAACGCUUCCUGCCAACAUUACGGUGUACGGACCUGUGAAGGAUGCAAAGGUUUCUUCAAGCGCACGGUUCAGAAAAAUGCCAAGUACGUCUGCCUGGCAAACAAAGACUGUCCCGUGGAUAAACGGCGACGGAACCGAUGCCAGUUUUGCCGCUUUCAGAAAUGCCUUGCUGUAGGCAUGGUCAAAGAAGUGGUCCGCACAGACAGCCUGAAAGGUCGCAGAGGUCGACUUCCAUCCAAACCAAAGAGUGUUCAAGAAGCCACGCCUUCAAAUGUUCCAGUUAGUCUCAUCACAGCGCUGGUCAGGGCACAUAUUGAUUCCAACCCAAUCAUGUCUAAUCUAGAUUAUUCCAAGUUCCAGGAAUCCAGCGUUUAUCAGCCUCAGGAAGACGAGGCUGGCGAUAUCCGACAGUUUUACGAGUUGUUGGCUGGUUCGAUGGAAAUGAUACGCAAGUGGGCGGAGAAGAUUCCGGGAUUCAAUGGUUUGCCUAAGGAAGAUCAGGAUCUACUACUGGAAUCUGCUUUCCUUGAGCUCUUCAUCCUCCGGUUAGCCUACAGGUCCAGCCCUGACGAAGGCAAGCUGAUCUUCUGCAGUGGCAUCGUCCUCCACCGUCAGCAAUGUGUGCGCGGCUUUGGCGAAUGGAUUGACUCUAUCAUUGACUUCUCCGGCACCCUGCAGCGGAUGAAGAUCGAUGUGUCCAGCUUCGCUUGCCUUGCAGCGUUGGUUGUCAUAACAGACCGGCACGGCUUAAAAGAACCCAAGAAGGUUGAAGACCUGCAGACCAAGAUAAUAACGUGCCUGAAAGACCAUGUCACAUCCAGUGCAGGUGAGCAGAUGCGGCCAAACUACUUAUCCAAGCUUCUGGGCAAGCUGCCAGAACUGUGCACACUCUGUACACAAGGACUGCAACGCAUUUUUUACCUGAAACUCGCUGACCUGGUUCCUCCACCUGCCAUUGUCGAUAAGCUAUUCUUGGACACGUUGCCUUUCUAGAAAAGCUGCCAAGCUGUGUGACUGUUGAACUGGACCCCAGCCAUCAUCUUUGAUGUUGCAGUAUGAGCAGGGAGUUCAACUUACACUGGAACCCGUUCCAAAAUUGGAUGGCUUCAGGAAAUGGACAAAUACGCUAUGCGCUAAUUGGGUUUGCUGUUUUUCAAACAUGCUGUUUUUAUUUUAUUCAGCAUUACAGAUUGUUGGAGAAAAAAAUGUCCCUUUACUACAUUGCAGUUUCUACAAAGCAAUCUAACCAUCCAGCUUCUCUGAGCUUUCACAAACUUGGGAGAUCAGAUAUUUUCAGAGAAGAUAACAGCACUGGUUAGAGACACUCUCUCCCUCUGUCCCAUAUGUCAUGGCCCUAAAUCCUAAACUUAAGAAUGAAUGCAAUGUGAAGCCAUUUCGUGUUGUACACUAUCAAUUAUAGUCAUCUAUCACAGCUAGAGAAUCACAAAUGACAAUCAAGGAACAUGGUCUUUGGGCCAAAUGGGAAAAGUCAAGACUGAACUUAUUUCAGCCAUCAUUUAUCUAAGAAAAUGGAUAUGUUCUUUAUCUGUCUGGCUGGAUUUGUAAUAAUAUGUCAGAUGUACGAAUACCAUGUGCAACCCAGUCAUCUUAGGAAAGAGUAAAGCUAUCUGAGAUGGAUUUUGAAAGGACAAUAUUUGUGAACAGUGUGAUAAGUCAAUCUUCAAAAGGUUCUUUCAAGGCCAGACCUGGACAGUCAGGACUGAGAAGCCUGAAGUGUGACAGACUAAACCUUGAACAAUGUCACAAACGUAUUCUGCAUGAAUAUUUGACACUAUGGUUUAGCAAAAAUAAAAAAAAAGGCAAUACUGAAAAAGCACACAGCCCUGACUGGAAGCUGUGACACUUCCAGUUAUGACGACUACACUCAUGUAAUGUGACACAAUUUAAUGGUACUAGCUUGGGUGUGUUAAAAAGGUUAUUUGUCUUGUUAAGGUAUGUUUUCCUUCUCUAACAGCAUUGUGGGUGUAACUGCACCCUAUGGACUGCAGUGGUUCAAGAAGGCAGCUCACGACCACCUUCUCAAGGGGCAGUUAGGGAUGGGCAGUAAAUGCUGGGCCCAGCCAGCAAUGCUCAAGUCCUGUGAAUGAAAAAAAAUGUAAUCCUGGAACUAAGAGUGGAUCAAUUUCAGUUUGUAGUAACCCCUCAAGGAAGGGUUCUGAGACUUGUGCAUGAGAGAGCAAAGCCACUUGUCCCAAUGGAAACAGGCACUUUAUGGGUUGAGUUGGAGGGGAGAUUGGGGCAGGCAGAGAUGGUGGCAAUGACAGUUGAGAUAGAGAGUGUGGUCUACGAUUCCUUUCAUUAAUCUCGCUAUUAGUUGGCUCCUUAGCUAUAGCAGAAACCCAUAUUGGUCACAUCCACCAAUGAGUUCUUUGGUUCCUUAAAUGGACUGUAAACGUUUUCAAGCGGUUAUUCCUGGCUUCAGUUAAUGGUCACCCAUAUGACAAAAGGUUCAAAUCAAUUGGUCUAUUGACUGGUUGACCUUGUGAGGGAGCAAGGGUGAAAGAGAUGUAUUGUACUGUCGUGGCUGGGAAUAAUUGCCUGAUUUUAUCAUAUAGUGAGAGUAUUAUGACUGGGAAUAACAUGCUUUAAUCUCAAACAAGGAGCACUGAAUAAAUUGUAGUACUUAACAUGUCUGAUGCCAGAAUGAAAAUGUGUAUAUUUUAUAUUGGUUUAAAAAAAACUCAGACUAUGUUGACAGUGCCUUACCAGUCAUUAUGUAUAGAAGGUGUUUGAUUCUGAUGUUUCCAGGAAAUAGUCGAAUUCAAUGCACAAUGUGUCGUCAUGAUAUUGAACCCUCAUGUGUACACUUUUAAGGCUAGCUUCUAGGUUUACGAAACUGGUCUCUUCUGCUUUGGGAUUCGGACCUUUACAAUGGGGCAGCUCAAGUAUAAAGUUAUAGCCACAUUUUUAGACUUCAACCAGGCUUUUAAUACGGACCAUAUUUGGUUGGGGUUCAGAAUGAGAGAACCACAAUGGCGAGGCUUUGGGAAUCCUGGCGAAAUGACGUGCCCAACAUUGUGAAAGCAAAACCCUUUGGUUGCUGAGAAUCUGAAAGAAAGCAGAAAAUGCUGGAAUUCCUGAAUGUGCGUGGCAACCUCUGUGCAGAGUGGUAAACCAAGUUUGCAUUUUGCAUCUGUGACAUCUCAUCGAGUCAUACAAAAAAGAAACAGGCCCUUUGGCCCAACUUGUCCAUGCUGACCGAUCUUAUCAGGGUCAUGAACCCAAAACAUUAACUCUCCACAGAUGCUGCCUGACCUGUGGAACAUUUUCAACAUUUUCUGUUUUUCGUAACCACUGACCCCAUUGGUACUUCAGCUGGUCCCUAUUGAGGUCCACCUGCUUAUGAUAAUAAGACUUUGUAAUCUAGGAGAAAAUGUAAGAUGUUGUUGCAAAAUGCAUAUACUUUUCUAUUGUUAAUAUAUAUUUUUAAACCAAUUUUAUUUUCCAAUGUGAGGGUAUGACGUCAAGAUGUCUAGCUUGAUGUUUAAAAAAACCUGUCCUCUCUGAAAGCAAUCUCUCCCAUUGUCACGUCUGUUCUGUGCACAAAUUGUGUGUGGGGUCACUUGUGGAGUUAGUGCUAAUAAAAGCUUUUAUCUAUUCCAGCACUGUUCUGAACCAUCCUCCCUGGUGAAGCACGCAUUCUUAAACAUUAAGUCUCGUCCAUAUCCCAAUAAAAGGCCUGAUUGAGCACAAA